UUUAUGGAAAAAAGGAAAGAAACGCAGUCUGAAUUAUUGACAUUUUUUAUAAUGCCUCACUGCCAUUAUAUGGGGGGGAUCAAAGGAUCAUCUGUCACAGCAAUUUGGUAUAAAUAACAACCUUGUUGCUUGUUUGCUGCACUGGUUUUCUCUGCCUUUUCCAUAGCUAGAAGAAGAUACAAAGAAGAAAAAUAAGAAGAAAUAGCAGAAAGCAUGGCUGAGGAGCAAAGUGUUUUGAUCCCAAAGGUGAAACUGGGUAGCCAAGGAUUGGAGGUGUCCAAAUUAGGGUUUGGAUGUAUGGGGCUUAGUGGUUUCCUCAACGCCCCUGUCUCCGACGAGGUUGGCAUUUCAAUUAUCAAGGAAGCAUUCAAUAGAGGAGUUACAUUUUUUGACACAGCUGAUUAUUAUGGACCCUGCACUAAUGAAGUUCUGGUUGGCAAGGCAUUGAAGCAAUUGCCGAGAGAAAAGGUCCAGUUGGCUACAAAGUUUGGCAUUGAUUUCAAGAACAGUGAUUUAGUAAAAACUGUAAUUAAUGGCAAACCUGAAUAUGUUCGUGCUUGCUGUGAGGCUAGCUUAGAACGCCUUGGUGUGGACUACAUUGAUCUUUAUUAUCAACAUAGAGUCGACACUUCAAUUCCAAUAGAGGAAACUAUGGGGGAGCUAAAAAAGUUAGUAGAAGAAGGGAAAAUUAAGUAUAUUGGAAUAUCUGAGCCAAGUCCUGACACCAUAAGAAGGGCACAUGCUGUUCAUCCCAUUACCGCACUGCAAAUGGAAUGGUCCCUUUGGACUCGCGACCUCGAGGAAGAAAUAGUCCCACUUUGCAGGGAACUUGGAAUUGGAGUGGUUACAUAUAGCCCUCUUGGUCAGGGUUUUUUUGGUGGCAAAGCAACUGUUGAAAGCUUGCCUGCAGAGAGUGUGCUGAAAUAUCUGCCAAGGUUCACAGACGAAAAUGUGGAAAAGAACAAGGUAUUUUAUGCUCGAAUUGAGAUCUUGGCCAAAAGACAUGGAUGUACUCCUGCUCAGCUUGCACUUGCUUGGGUUCUAAAUCAAGGGGAUGAUGUGGUUCCCAUUCCUGGAACAACCAAGAUUAAAAACCUGUUGGACAAUAUCGGAGCAGUGAGAAUUAAGCUAACAAAAGAAGAGUUGAAGGAGAUCUCUGAUGCCGUUCCUGACUAUGAAGUUGCUGGACAUAGAACUAUUAAACCCGAGUUUACAUGGAAGUUUGCUGAUACCCCACUUCCCAAGUGAGAUGGUCUUAAUAUCCAGUUACUAGCUUGCAAUAAUUAUUGAGUUUCCAUCUUUAAUGUAUUCAGAGGAACUGUGGCUUGUUUGUAAUAAAUCAUUUUUCUCGAGUGUCA
Molecule: messenger RNA, 1358 nt
Organism: Ricinus communis (castor bean)
Lineage: Eukaryota; Viridiplantae; Streptophyta; Magnoliopsida; Malpighiales; Euphorbiaceae
Product: perakine reductase
Exons: 7
Coding region: 214-1248 (344 amino acids)
Cellular component (GO): cytoplasm
Source: RefSeq, a predicted model, not a curated record